AUUGAAAACACUUCUUGCGAUGUGAAUGGGAGGUUCAGUGCGGCAAAAUCUGUUAUAUUAUGUGUGCAACAGUGACAAAAUGACUGAGACAAAUCCGUUUUAGCCAUUCAAUUUGUGACCUAAUAUGUUUUAUAAGACUGGUGCUAAUAAUAAAAUACGAAGAGGAAAUAUGAAGACAAUAUGAGUUAUAGAAAUACUGCAUUUUGCCAAAAACAAAACAUUGGGGCACAAGGUAGUGCGGGCAUGUAAUACCAUGAAAAGCGGCCGUAGUCAGAUCUGGGGCCGGCAAAAAAGUUUUUCCUGGUUUCGGGGCAUAAUUGUAGCAUCAAUAGUGUUUUUCAUAUGGCUGGAAUUAAACUUCCUCACUUAUGGAAAUUCCGUGUCGAAUUUUCAAGACUUGAACGAUUCGAAUGCAGCGAUUUUCAGCAUGGUGCCGGCGGUGUUUCACAAAUUUUUAACGCCCAGGCCUAAGAACAACGCGACGACCACCGUUAACGGUAGCUUAAACAGCGAAAACACCAAAUCGGGAGUGCCUAAUAUUACCGAAAUAAAAAAAAAUUUAAAUCAAUACAAUCAACAACAAAUUGUCUACAACGAGGACACUUUCGGACCUCUGCAAAACGAUUCUGUCGUCAUUGUGAUACAGAUCCACGACCGGAUCACUUAUCUGCGGCAUUUAAUAGUUAGCCUCGCUCAAGCACGCGACAUCUCUCAAGCCCUCUUAGUAUUUUCUCAUGAUUUUUACGAUGAGGAAAUAAACGCCUUAAUACAGAGCAUAGAUUUUUGCAAAGUGAUCCAAAUUUUCUAUCCGUACUCGAUUCAAACUCAUCCGCGCGAAUUUCCGGGUGAAGAUCCGAACGAUUGUCCGAGAAAUAUGAAGAAGGAACAGGCUAUGAACACUGAGUGCAAUAACGCUCUAUAUCCCGAUCUGUACGGGCAUUAUAGGGAGGCUAAGUUCACGCAAACCAAGCACCAUUGGUGGUGGAAAUCGAACAGGGUGUUUAGUCAAUUGGAGGUGACUAGAAACCACAGUGGUUUAGUGGUCUUUCUCGAGGAAGAUCACUAUGUAGCUGAGGAUUUCAUAUACGUACUGAAAUUGAUGGAUAAAACCUGUAAGGACUCGUGUAGACACUGUAAUGUAUUAUCAUUGGGAACCUACUUGAAGACGUAUAACUACUAUGAAGAUGCCAAAAAGAAAGACGUUUUAAGGGCCCUAAAACAUAAGUCUCUUAUUAACGGGGCCCAGAUACAACCAUCAUGGACUUUUCAAGUGUUACCAUCAUUAUACCAACAUUCGCAAAAGGUGGAAAUAACGCCAUGGAUCAGUAGUAAACAUAACAUGGGAAUGGCUAUUAACAGAACAACAUGGGAACAAAUAGUCCAAUGUGCUUCAUUUUUUUGCAAAUAUGACGACUACAAUUGGGAUUGGUCAUUACAGCAUAUAUCACAAAAUUGUUUAAAACAAAAAUUACACGCCAUGGUCGUUAGAGGGCCCAGAGUAUUUCAUAUUGGAGAAUGUGGUGUCCACCAUAAGAAAAACAACUGCGAAUCGACAGCAGUAGUGUCUAAAGUCCAGCAAGUCCUUAAAACCGCCAAAAGGCAUUUGUUCCCAGACUACCUCACCUUGACUUACACCACUUUAUUGAAGAAGACGAAACUUCGUAAAGGUAAUGGCGGAUGGGGCGACCACCGAGACCACAAACUUUGUAUGAGCAUGACUCUAAGGUAGUGUUCUUCACGUCAAAUUUAUACUAGUCAGAAGCUUUCUUAUGCCAUAAUGAAUUUCAAAUCAAAAUUUUAAGUUUAUUGGCAAAAAGGGUACCUAAAUAAUGUUGGUUUUUAUAAAUGUUUAUAAUUUGCUCAAAAGUGUAUUUUUUACUAUAAUUUUAACAAGGUUACAACAUUGUAAACAUGUUAUGCGCAGUAAUGUAGAAAAAUGUAAAUUUACAUACACACGAAGUAAUUUUACUGUGCCAAAAAGCAGUUUUUCUGUAAAAUUACACUUUUAAUAUUGUGUCAUAUAUAGUUUUAUAAAUGUGAUUCAUAUAACCGCGAUUAUUCUAUUUACCAUGUAUUGCCGUCUUAUUUCUUCUAAUUUAAGCCUGAUUUAUAGAUUGCCUUCCUUCCUUCCUCCCGUAGAAGAUGAACAAUACAAUCCCGUACGGGAAUCUAUAAACGCCGUUUAUUAAACGGCACUACGGUUUUCGUAUUGUUCAUCUUUUACGGGAGGAAGGAAGGAAGACAAUCUAUAAAUCAGGCAUUAACCUGU
Messenger RNA from Brassicogethes aeneus, 2269 nucleotides. Lineage: Eukaryota; Metazoa; Arthropoda; Insecta; Coleoptera; Nitidulidae. The record is from the annotation of a GenBank genome assembly.